CAACUGCGUCACGUUGAAGAGAGAGAAAGCCUAAGGCUUCACGAUGUAACAACUGAUGCCGUCGACUAGCAAAGAAGAUUCUGGACUAACUCAGUAUGGAAAGCUGUCUUUGGGUGCCCUGAAAGUGCUCAAAACACUCACAUUGCUGAUGAAUAUCAAAUAUCUAUGCUAAUCCAAGCCAAAGACAAUUGUACCUCUGAUAAUCCAGUAUUAUUCACGACGUUGAUUCUGAAACUGCAUAUUUGCCAAACACUAGGAUCGAUGCAAACGCUGACAGCUCUAGUUCUUCUAUGAACCAUUUUCCUGCGUUCAGCCAUUCGAUCAUGUCCAACGAAAGUUCAACAACGACAGACGGGCUACAUGUGGGUGAUGUUUCAGAUGAGUCAUUACAGUCAGCUAAAAGUGACACCAUGGCAACGAAUUCUGCAAGUUGUUCUCCGUGUGGUGAAGACGCAGUCAUGGAGGAGUGGGAUAGUCCAGGACAAAGCAGAAUUGAAACCGCUGAAAGGCCAUACUCCUGUGAAACUUGCGACAAAAGUUUCGCCGAUAAAUCUAGAUUAAGAGCUCACAGGAGAAUACACACAGGUGAAAAGCCUUAUGCCUGUAAUAUAUGUGAUGCAAGAUAUGCAGAUCCAUCAACAUUGAGAGUACACACUCGAAAACACACAGGUGAAAGACCAUACACCUGUACAACUUGUGGUAAGAGCUUUGCACACGGAACAACCUUGAAAAACCACAGUCGCACACAUACGCCUGAAAAACCUUACGUCUGUUUUACUUGUGGCAAGAGCUUUAAAGCUGAAUCAAUCUUAGAACAGCAUGUUCGAACACACACAGUUGAAAAGCCAUAUAGCUGUGAAACUUGCGGGAAAAGUUUUGCUAAACAAUUCGCCUUGAAAACUCACAAUCGUACACACACACGUGAAAAGCCUUACACCUGUGCUACUUGUAAUAAAAGCUUUGGUUAUAAAAUUUCCCUGGAAAGACAUAAUCUUACACACACAGGUGAGACCCCUUAUACCUGUAUUACCUGUGGUAAAAUAAUUAAUGACCAGUCAAGGUUUAUGAAACACACUCUCAAACACACAAGUGAGAAACCAUACUCCUGUGAAACUUGUGGCAUGAGUUUUGUCAAUGAAUCAUCAUUGAAAAAACACAUUCCAACACACACAGGUGAAAGGAAGUACAGCUGUGAAUUUUGCAGCAUGAGCUUUGCACACAUGGGAUCAUUGUCAAAGCACAGAAAAAGACACACAGGUGAAAAGCCGCACAGCUGUAUUACAUGUGGUAAAAGUUUUGCAGAAAAAGGCUGUUUGGAAAGACACAUUCGCACACACACAGGUGAAAAACCUUUUAUAUGUUCGGCUUGUGGUAAAAGCUUUGCACGUUUAUCGAGUCUGGAUAGACACAGUAUCACACAUACAGGUGAAAAACCCUACAGCUGUAUUUCUUGUGGUAAAAGCUUUGCAGACCAGUCAUCAUUGCUAGCACACAGUAAAAAACACACAGAUGAAAAUGCACACACCUGUGAAACUUGCAGCAUAAGCUUUAUCAAUCAGUCAGCAUUGAUAAAUCACAGGCAGGAACAUUUUACACCUGUAAUUUUUGGGGCAAAAGUUCCUGAUGUCUGUUCACCAUGAAAGGAAACCUUUGAGAACACACAGGUGGUAUGCCUCACACCUGUCAAGAACACACAAGUACUACAUCUUACACCUGUCAACACACAUGUGUUAUGCCUUACACCUGUCCAGAACACACAGGUGGUAUACCUUACACCUGUCCAGAACACACAGGUUGUACACCUAACACCUGUCAAGAUCACAUCCGUAAUUAGCCUUACACAUAUCAAGAACACACUGGUCGUAGCCUUACCCCUGUCAGUAAUACACCGGCGGUACACCUUACACCUGCCAAGAACAAACAGGUGAUAUGCCUUACACCUGUCAAGGACACACAGAUGGUAUGCCUUACACCUGUCCAGAGCACACGGGGGGUACGACUUACCCCUGUCAAGAUCACACUCGUAGUUAGCCUUACACCUGUCAAGGACACACAGGUGGUAGCCUUACACCUGUCAAAGACACACAGGUGGUAUACCUUACCCUGUCAAGAUCACACGUAGUUAGCCUUACACAUGUCAAGGACAUACAGAUGUUAGCCUUACACCUGUCAAAUGCACACAGGUGGUAUGCUUUACACCAGAAAGGCUCGUGGUAAAACGCUUGCCAAUAAUGCUGUAAUACCAAAGGGUAUAAAUAGUUAUGCAAAAACAAAAGGAAAAGAAAAAUACAAACGAAAAAAAACCAAAGAUGAAAG
This is a messenger RNA of Liolophura sinensis, 2316 nucleotides long. RefSeq names its product gastrula zinc finger protein XlCGF26.1-like. Lineage: Eukaryota; Metazoa; Mollusca; Polyplacophora; Chitonida; Chitonidae. Gene Ontology annotation, cellular component: nucleus. The record is from RefSeq and is a predicted model, not a curated record. The transcript has a single exon. The coding region runs from base 291 to 1640 and encodes 449 amino acids. Gene Ontology annotation, biological process: regulation of gene expression.